This is a messenger RNA of Melanotaenia boesemani (Boeseman's rainbowfish), 4499 nucleotides long. RefSeq names its product protein geranylgeranyltransferase type I, beta subunit (gene pggt1b). The record is from RefSeq and is a predicted model, not a curated record. Lineage: Eukaryota; Metazoa; Chordata; Actinopteri; Atheriniformes; Melanotaeniidae. The transcript is spliced from 9 exons. Gene Ontology annotation, molecular function: CAAX-protein geranylgeranyltransferase activity. Bases 40 to 1161 code for a protein of 373 amino acids. Gene Ontology annotation, biological process: protein geranylgeranylation. Gene Ontology annotation, cellular component: CAAX-protein geranylgeranyltransferase complex.
ACGCACCGGAAGUGGUUCCUCAUAGGUGCGGAUGCAAAGAUGGCGGAAGAGGAGAACCAGUUUGAAGAAUUUGAACAAAUAGAGUUUUUAAAAGAUCGACAUGUGCGAUUCUUCCAGAGAACUCUUCAGGUGUUACCCGAGAGAUACGCGUCGCUGGAAACAACCAGGUUAACUGUCAUAUUUUUCGCCCUGUCUGGUCUUGAUGUGCUGGACGCCCUUGAUGUGAUUGACAGAAAUACUAUGAUUGAGUGGAUAUACUCACUACAAGUUCUGCCCACAGAGGAUAAAUCCAACUUAAGUCGUUGUGGUUUUCGAGGAUCUUCACAUAUUGGAAUUACAUAUAGUACUAAGGGUCCUGGUGUUCUCCAUCCUUAUGACAGUGGCCAUGUAGCCAUGACCUACACUGGGCUGUGCUCACUGCUGAUACUGGGAGAUGACCUGAGUCGGGUUAACAAACAGGCCUGUCUUGCUGGUCUCAGAGCGCUUCAACUGGAAGAUGGCAGUUUCUAUGCUGUGCCAGAAGGAAGCGAAAAUGACAUACGGUUUAUCUACUGUGCAGCCAGUAUCUGUUACAUGCUGGAUGACUGGUCAGGCAUGGACAUCCAAAAGGCCAUUGAGUACAUCCAAGGAAGUUUGUCAUACGACAACGGGUUUGGCCAGGGAGCUGGGAGAGAAUCCCAUGGGGGCUGGACGUACUGCUCCAUAGCCUCUCUGUGCCUGAUGGGCCGACUGGAGGAGGCGCUGAGUCAGCGAGAGCUGGACAGGAUCCGGCGCUGGUGCAUCAUGAGGCAGCAGAGUGGUUUCCAUGGGCGGCCCAACAAACCUGUAGACACAUGCUACUCCUUCUGGGUGGGAGCAACACUGGAGCUGUUAGAUGUAUUCCAGUACACAAACUUUGAAAAGAACAGGAGCUUCAUCCUGUCCACGCAAGAUCGGUUGGUAGGGGGCUUCGCAAAAUGGCCAGACAGCCAUCCAGAUCCACUACAUGCCUAUUUAGGGUUGUGUGGUCUGUCUUUGAUUGGAGAGCCAAAUCUGAGGAAGGUCCACCCAGCUCUUAACAUCACCCAGAGGGCCUUUCAGCACCUCCAGCAGCUGCAGCAGACAUGGAGGGACAGCACUGACAGCAGGGUGAUUCACAGCUCUGCCUCAGAGCAGGUUUAGUAACCAGAAGCAGCUUUUGUUCAUCAGUCAAAGGCAACCAGACUUUUGCAGUGUGUCUCAAAAUCGUUUAGCCACUCAAGAAGUCUUUUUUUUUAUUUUUUAUUUUUUUUAAAGAUUCAGGUUACAAAGUUUAAACUUUUGAGGACCUCAUUUUAAGUUAAUAAGGAACAACUUUUCUGUUAAGCAAUAUUUGCCACUCCUCUUCGCUGCCUUUUUUUUCAUUUGUACAUAGUAGUCAAUAACAAGUGCAAUGCGGUUUGUAAGAAUACAAUAAAUUAUGUGCCAGAAAGUCAAAUCUUUGUCACUGGAGACUUGAAGAAUUACCAGAUGCCUCCAUUAUGCUAUUUUUGUUUUGUUUGUUUGUUUGUUUUUAAGAUAAUGGCCUUUUGACAUUUCCUGCUCAAUAGCCUCAUCAUAGUCAGCACCUUGUAGUCAACACAGCUUCACUCUCCUGAGCUUCUCCCUCCACGUCACUAUAUGUUCAUUGUGUUAGAGAUUUCAGUUGUAAAGAAACUGAUGAGAUGAAAUUCAUUUAAGAACGGGGUGGUAAUACCUUUAAGGAUUUUCUAAAUCUGAAGAGAUUUUUUAUCUGUUAGAGACCCCACACAUGAAUAUAAAAAUAACAUUUUUAACAGUGUUGAUCAUACUGUGUGUGCUGUGCUCUGAUAAUCUCAGCACAGAACAACACACACAAAACGAUGCUCUCCCACAGCUUAUCUAGAAUCUAGUCCUCCGAGCCGGAAAUCUCUCGUAAUCAAAAGUUCUCUAACAAAAAUGAAGAACAAGAAACAGCAACAACCGGACAAACGAAGAAGAAGAGCCAUGGCAACAACAACACAACACCCAUCAUGGCAGAGGACAUACAUGAUGAAGUAAUGAUGGUGGUCUUAAGACUGUUAUUAACAGAAACAUCCAGAACUGGAAAAAAAAAGGACUGGAGACAGCCUGAACACGGACUUCUUAUCCUUCCUUGUUCCCCAGUCAGCUCACUCUCUGAUUGGCUACAUUCUGUUCCAUGUCACAAUCCACACAGUCACAACUCAGGAAUCGUCGGCUUUCCCAACACAUGAAGAUUUUUGGUCGUAAAUAUUGAACAUCUGAUUGUCAGCCACAACCCGUUAAGAAGCCGAUUGUCAGGGCGAAUUCGCUCUAAACACACCUUAGACCAAAUGAUCAUUUUAGAGGAAAAUCUUAUAAGACUUAAGAUAAUCAGGCUUUGCUGUCCUUGGUCGGGAAGGGGGAAAAUCGGGACAAAAACAGCCCGAUAAUCUUCAUGUGUGCACUCAGCUUAAGACGGGUGCCCAAAGUCUGUCCCUGUUUCCCGCUCCAGCACAACUGAAUCUGACUGAUGGGUCUACAUGCUUGGGCAGAACUUAACAAUAAGAUGUUGAGCAGAGCUAUUUAAUUUGAAUCAGGUGUGUUAGAUCAGAGAGACAUUUAAAACCUGCAAGACUGCGGCCCUCUAGGACCAGAGCUGGACACCUCUGCCUUAUGUGGUAUAUCAAUGAAUAUAUGAAAGAAAAAAAGCUACCUAAAUGUGUUUUUAAGAAUGGGUUUAUCUUUCCUGGUGACAGAAAAUACACAUUUUUACUAGUCUAAAUUUAAGGCAAAGAGAAAAAUGAAUUGGGGCCAAUCAGGGAAACUUAUCUGAACUUGCCUUAUGUGCUUCCUUUCUCCCUGCACAGUAGCAUCCAGCUGCAAAUCAGAAGCAGAAAGAUGAGACAAUGGCUUCAUAACUACAGGAAAUGAAUUCCUUUGAACUGUGCUGAGAAUUGACCUGCUAUUUUGGUUACUGAGAGGAUGCAGGGCAAAACAAAGAACAAUGACCAUGAGCGUACCACCAAGUGUCAGGAAAUGGAAACAGCUGUUAUUCAAUGCGAUGCUCAGUUAAAUGUUUAUCACUGUCAGCUCUGGAUCACCGAGACAUGAUUUGACUGUCUGCUCGGAUGCUUGCAGGCAUUACAAUCCACCAUCACAUGAUCAUUCAGGAGACUUUCUAAACAACUUCUGUUGUUGCAAAAUGGGGGGAAAGGUUUAGAUUUCAAAUAGACAUGAUCUAAACUUGACCUCGAUCUGUCCCUCAUAUCAUUUCUGACUCCCAGAAAGCGACAUCUCCAGCUUUAUGGAUUCCUGUUGUCUCCUGCUGUAGCCAUACCCUUUUUUUUUAUUUGAGCCCUAGAUGAGCAAACACCUGCUCCUCAGGACGAGAAGUGUUGCCUGCAGAAAUUUACCGCUUGUAACUGUGACUGGAUAUAGAUGCUGUAUUAAACCUGGCCUUGUUUCUCUUCCUUCCAAGCCUCUCUCCUCCUGGCAGACCAGUCAGACAGAUGAAAGUAGAGAAGAUGGGAGGAGAGAUGAAUAAAUAAAUAAUCUGAAGCAUAUAUUAUUAAAGGUAAACUGUCGGAGCCUCGUCUCUCUUCUCUGAACCCAGACUUAUUCCUAGUGGUAUAUAGCCCUGUUCUUGUACCAAAAGCAAGUAUUCUUUUUAGCCAAUACAUUGUUUUGAUGUUUUGUUAUUUCUCAAACUGAGACAUAAGGCAAUGAUACACUUAAGUGACAUUUUCUCAAAUAUUCUGUUAGUAAAGAAUCAUUUUCCCAAUAUGUCACAUUUCAAGUCAUCUUUUUCUGUUACUAAAAUAUAACUUCAAACUCCAGACUGAGCUAAAAACCAUUUAUGUAAUGAUUACAAUUCAAACUAAAUGUGCUUUUUCAUUUUUUUAACAAAAAAAAAAUUAACAUUUUAUAUCAAUAUUUUUGUGGUCUCAUUUCUGCAGUUCUGAGUUUUACCUGAUUGCCAUUUGUCCCGGUCAAAAAUGCACUGCAGGGCAUUUGCUCAUUGCUGCACCACUUUAAAAGCCAGAUCAAUUUAGAUGACAUAAAAUUGUCUCCUGUGCAUCCUCUGAUGUGAAGUUUACUUCUAAUAAAAAUCCCUCAGGCUGUUUUUUUUUUUCUGUAUACUGUACGUGGACUAAGUCACAUGGCAUAAACCACUGUCUCCAACUUGCUGCUGUAAUGUGCCUCAUGUGGCAUUGUUCUGGGUCACUGAAUUUCUUCUUUUCUUUUGAUUUAUCUACUCGUAAGCUUUCAGUUUGAAUCUGUCAAAUCACAAAGCGGUGAAUAUCAGCGUUGCCUAGAGAGGGGAGGACAUGUAUCCCAGUUCAGAUAUAAGAAGAGCAUACUGUUAACUUUUUAUUACCCCUCCCCUCAUCUGCUCUGCAUUUACUUACCAAAUCAGACAAAUAUAACUGGUCAAAUUCGUCUGACAUGUUCAUGUCUGAUUGAUAUUUCAAGAAAAGGAAAGAAUUCACUGAAAUAGAAAACAUGAAUGCUUGCAGCUU